AUGGCAUCAGCAAGUGAUACAUUGAAAUACUCAGAGCCCGGAUAUGCAAGAUCAGUUGACAGAGCAAAGUUCCCAUUCUAUCUACCGAAUAUAGAUGCAAAGCUCAUUCCCGAGACAAGACAGCUAUUAGAAAAGUAUAGCCACAUCCCACCGGAGGAACAAUCCAAACAUGUUCAUGAAAUCCGUGACCAAGCCUGGGACAUCCGCGCGUACCCUUGCACUGGGGUUGGUGCAUGGCUUGUACCUCAAAUCUGCCGGAACCCUGUAUAUCCUGAGAUUCUGAAGCGGGUCCAGGCCGGUGAGGUACUCAUGGAUGUUGGAUGUUUUCUUAGACAUGAUCUUCGACGAUUAGUCUACGAUGGUGCGCCCUCAGACAAAAUUUAUGCUGUCGAUAUCGUGAGCCAUUGGGAGUUCAUUGAAGCUGAUAUCUUAUCCGAGUCCAAAGUACUGGCGCCAUUGAGAGGUCAAGUAGAUAUUAUCGCAGUAACACAGUUGAUCAGAUUUACCAAAGGGCCUGGCUCCAUGAUUUUAGGAAAUCGGAUUGGAAACCCCAAAGCACAAGAAGUAACUUUGAAGUCACUCGUCGUUCCCAUGUGGCGACACAAUCCGGAAUCUUUUGCAAAAUUGUGGGAUCAGGUUGGACAGGAAACGGGGACAAGGUGGGAAACGCGGGCAAGGAUGAGAUCCUUUGACGAGAUGGCAUUUGGUGUUGAAGAUGGUGCUUAG
Molecule: messenger RNA, 726 nt
Organism: Botrytis deweyae
Lineage: Eukaryota; Fungi; Ascomycota; Leotiomycetes; Helotiales; Sclerotiniaceae
Exons: 5
Coding region: 1-726 (241 amino acids)
Source: RefSeq, a predicted model, not a curated record